GUUGGAUGUGUUCGCUAAUGAUUCCAGGAAGAGUCAGUGUUCAGAAUUAGAAGCUGGAAGCAUGGGAGUGAAUGACUUGUGGCAAAUAUUAGAGCCUGUUAAAGAAUAUGUUCCACUACAGAAUCUAAAAGGGAAAACGUUGGCUGUGGAUAUGAGCUUAUGGGUUUGUGAGGCUCAAACUGUGAAAGGCAUGAUCGGAACUGUUGUCAAACCACAUCUCAGAAAUUUGUUUUUUCGUAUUUCAUGUCUCACCUUGAUGGAUGUGAGACUUGUCUUUGUGGUAGAGGGAAAUGCACCAAAACUGAAGGUUGAUACGAUGAACAAACGGAAUGAGGCAAGGCGUGGUUUGGCCGGAAAGCAAGGAAGCUUUACUGUUCGAACAAAAAGAUCCCAUUUUAAAUCUGUCCUUAAAGAGUGUUGUGAACUGCUGGAUUGUUUAGGCAUCCCAUGGGUUUGUGCAGCUGGAGAGGCCGAAGCCAUGUGUGCCUACCUAAAUGAAAAUGGAUAUGUUGAUGGUUGUAUCACCAAUGAUGGUGAUGCUUUCUUGUAUGGAGCUCAAACUGUAUACAGAAACUUUACCAUGAACACAAAGGAUCCCCAUGUGGACUGCUAUCAAAUGGCAAUAAUUUACUCCAAAUUAGGUCUUGAUCGAGAUACAUUGAUCGGCUUCGCAAUUUUACUUGGCUGUGAUUACUUGCCAAAGGGAGUUCCAGGGGUUGGGAAGGAACAGGCGUUAAGAUUGAUUGAAACAAUGAAUGGACAGAGCCUUCUACAGAGGUUUAAACUCUGGAAACGCGAGUUUGAGGGUUUUACUACUCAUGAUCCAGCUGUGGAAAAGAAAGCACACUGCUCCGUGUGCCGACACCCAGGAUUAACCAGGGAGCAUGUAAACAAGGGCUGUCAGUUGUGUGCAACUGUUCAGUGCUGUUCACCACAUGGGGAUGGCUACCUAUGCCCAUGUGAUUGGCAAAAGGCAGAACAGAAGAGAAAAUCCAACGUGGUGGAGAACAACAUAAAAAAAAAAGCAAGAGCCUGUGAGCAUUUCCCAUUUGAAGAGGUGAUCAGAGAGUUUCUUAUCAGUAAGGACCGAUUAAUUCAACAUAUUCAAUGGAAGCGUCCAAAAUUGCUUUUACUUCAGAAUUUUGCCCUGAAUAAAAUGGAGUGGCCAAGACACUACACAUGUGAGAAAGUGCUGAUGUUACUCUCACACCAUGAUAUGAUGGAAAGAAAAUUGGGAAGAAGGAGCCCAAGUCAUUUGCAACCAAUAAGUAUUGUCAAAACAAGAAUUCGGAAUGGAAUUCCCUGUUUGGAAAUACAAUGGCGAAAGCCAGAGCAUUAUGUUAUCUCAAGUGAUCAAUCUGAAGAUUCUCACAAAACUGUGACCACCAUAGAAGAUCAAGUUUCCUUUCAGGCAGCAUACCCAGAUAUGACUGCUUUAUUUUUCAGGCAAAAAACUGAAAAGAAGAGGCAAAUGCAACCAAGUAAAAUCAAGGGAAAAGAGAGGGCAGCUCCUUUGCCUGAUGAAAUCACAUUUUUAUUGGCUGAGAUGAAUUUACAACUUUCCCAUAAUUGUGGAAUUGCAACAGGAAGUGAACCUGCUCAAAGAAGUGCAACUCAAGAGAUGAAUCUCUCCCACACCCAUCAACAUAAUCCUUCCAUUGACUUUUCUACUGAAGGAUCUCAGGAAUGCCGAGAAUUUCAUGAAAAAUCUAAUGAAAUUGCGCAACCUGCAGUUAAAGCUGAUGCAGCAAUAGUAACAUCUGACUGUGAGUCUUUACCGCUUACAGAAUUAGAAAAUGAGCAUGGUGCCUGUGCCCUAUCCCCCUCAGCAUCUAUGAUAGUUGCAGAGAUGCAUUUGAGUGGGAUUGAUUGGACUCAGUCAUUCAGUACACCACAAUCAGAGCACACUCCAAUUGCUCCAGCAGAAACUUCUGAGCAAGUUUACCCAGUCAUCAAUGAGAAGUGCAAUGUUUCAAUGGACUCUACCAGUAAACUAACAGAAGACAAGACACUGAAAAAAAAUGCUACGGUGUUAAAGCAGGAUCCAGUUCAAAAGAAUGUGGCAGAAUUAUCUAACAAGGAUGCAUCUAUGCUGCCUGAUCUUUAUCACCUAUCUUUAAAGGAUCGAAUUCUAUUGAAAUACUCUCGUCAGUUUUUAUCUCUGCAUCAACCAGAUCCUAAUUCCGGUGGAACCCCGCCAAGUUCCUCUACUUACAAAAAUGAUGCACCACCUCAAGGAAAACUUACAAAUAAGUCAACAUUUUCCAAUAAAGAAAUGUUCACCAGUUGUGACCUAUCAGAAACUCAGUGCAUCCAGCAAGAGAAAAAAGAAACAUACAUUUCUGACCCAACUACAAUUCGACAUGUGAGGCCGUUAAUUGAGGUAGAAAAUCAAAAUUUAACAUGCUCAAGGGAGAAGGUUUUUGGAACUCGUGAUCCAGCUUGGUAUUCAUACCAAGCUUCAAAAACAGACAAUAGCUCAUUAAGACUGAAGAAAAACAAAGCUACCAAACCACACAGAAUGAAACAUGUGAAUGGAAAUGUUUCAACAUUUCAAAAGAAAAGUGUUUGUCUCAAAGUGUCGUCAUCUAGCGAAGACAGUGAUAUUGAGAAUUCAAGAGUAAUACAAAAACAUGGCUUCCAAUUCAAAGCUAUAGAUAAUAUUGUGAUGUCACCAUCCAUUUCAAAGCAGAGUCAAGCAUGGGCUCAGCAGGCCAAGUCCAGAGCUGCUAUUAGCAGAAUAGAUCACAGCAGGGUAGCUAAUGGCUGUACUCAACUCAAAGUGGUCAGCAGUGCUGAUGUUGAGAAAAUUGAGCAAACUCAAUUAAUGCAUAAGCAAAGAAAAUUUUUUUGUAAAAAGAGUACUGUUCUGCCAAGACCUGAACUGAGUGCUGUGCAAAAUCACAAUCAGCACAAUGAUCAUGAAGAUUCCAUUAUAGUAAUAAGUGACAGCUCCCUUCCACUGUCAGAAAGCUCAAUUUCUGUAAGAUGUUCUGCAACUCUUCAGUUAAAACCGGAUGAUAAUAAAGCCUUGCCAUAUCAAACAUCAAAGAAAGUAAGUACAAAAUACUUUCAUGUACACACCCCCACAGUCCGGAUCCCUCGACCGUUCCUGAACCUUCUCGCGAUUUCUGGAACUACUCGGGCACCAUUGCCCAAGCGGCCGUUGCAGCCGCCACGGCGAACAGUGAUGUCACUUCCGCCCCCACCACCGCACAGACAACAGCCACCAUCGACCAUGCAGCCUCUGCGAUCACCGCCCAGAAACCUGCCUCCACGAUCGCCAGGAAGACCACCGCCGACAGAUACGCGGCCGCUGCGGGAUCCACGACUACCGGGACCAGCACCAUUUCUGCCCGGUGAAACACUUCUGACCCCAGAGCUGACGUCGCCGCAGCCACUUCUGCCCCCAAGUGAUGUCACUCACCUGCUCAAGGAUCACACCACACGCUACGCCACUCCCAAGUUGAUCUCCGCCCCCAUGCUGAUCUCCACCCCAUGA
Molecule: messenger RNA, 3502 nt
Organism: Hemiscyllium ocellatum (epaulette shark)
Lineage: Eukaryota; Metazoa; Chordata; Chondrichthyes; Orectolobiformes; Hemiscylliidae
Gene: gen1
Product: flap endonuclease GEN homolog 1
Exons: 16
Coding region: 62-3502 (1146 amino acids)
Molecular function (GO): 5'-flap endonuclease activity; four-way junction DNA binding
Source: RefSeq, a predicted model, not a curated record